Molecule: messenger RNA, 1083 nt
Organism: Plasmodium gaboni
Lineage: Eukaryota; Apicomplexa; Aconoidasida; Haemosporida; Plasmodiidae
Exons: 1
Coding region: 1-1083 (360 amino acids)
Source: RefSeq, a predicted model, not a curated record
AUGUCAUUUUUUAUUUUGUUUUUGUUUUUUUUUUCGUUUUUUAUAAACUAUAAUAAUCCACACAUAUUUUAUAAUGACAAUCCAAAAUUAAAAGUAUUGUUUGAUCGCAUUUGCCAUAAAAUAUUUUCAUCUGAACAUAUCAGAAAUGUCAAUAGGAAAAAAAAUGGAAUAGUAAAAGGCUGUAUUUUUAAUGAAAAGGAAAUAGAAAAGAAAAAAAAUUCAAGUACAUUUGAAUGCAUAAAUCAAAAGUUGUUAAAAAAUAGUAAAAUGUUAUUUUACUUUUGGUCUAAUAAUUUACAGAAAAUAAGAGUUAAUGAAAUAAUGGAAAAAGAAAAAAUAUUUAUUGACCUAGAUGAAGAACAUAAUUAUUUAAAAAAAGAAAAUAUACAUGAAUUAAAUUAUAUUGAUUUAUCAACUUUUCAUACAUAUUGUUCAUUUUAUAAAUUAAGUGUACUAGAUUUAUUAUAUGAUGAUAAAAAAAUAAAUUAUUAUAGUAAAAGAUAUUUUAUAAAAACUGAUCAUUUAAAUAGUGAUCCAUUAAAUGAAAAUGCAACUAUUUUUAUUUGGGGUAAUAAAUAUAAAAAUUUACAAAAUUCAAAAAAUUAUAUUUAUAAAAAAUUUCAUAAUAUAUUAUACUAUUAUAUUACUAUCCUUAUUAACAAUAUAUUGAAUCAUACAUUUUAUUUUGUCUUUAAUAUAAAUAAAAAAAAUAAUUAUGAAAAUUUUAUUAUUUAUAAAAACAAAUAUAUAUAUCCAUUUAAAAAUAUUCAAAUUAAUUAUCAUAAAGACAAAUAUAUAAAUAAUAGUAUUUCUUUAAAAAAUACAAAACUACAUAAUAAUAAGGAAACAAUAUCUGAUUUUUACAUAGUGGAAAUUUGUCAUUCCUUAAAUGGUAUAACAUUCAAACAAAAUUAUAAUAUCUUAAAGAAAAAAUUAAACAACAUAUAUUUUAAUAUAGAAUUUGUUACAUAUAUAUUUCAAUUCCCUCCAGUAUUCUAUCACAUAAUAUUUAUUAUAUUAUUUUCACUACUAAUUACUUAUAUAUUCUAUAAAAUUUUUAUCAAAUAUAAAAGGUACAUAUGA